AUGUCUCACGGCUAUCAUCUUUACAGCCGCCGUCCAGCCUCGUUCUCACCGUGUACCAUCCAAGUCUUCAUCACCAUCUCGACCUCCGAUCUAGACAGAGACUUUCAAUGGACGCUCUCCGCAUACAACACUAUUACUCAUCUCUGGCAAAACUUCGAAGUUAUUCGAGCUCACCGCGGUAACUUUUGCAGGAUAUAUCGGCAUUCAAAUAACCCGCGUAUUCUUCCAUCCCAUGUCGCUUGGGGAAAACUUUGUACAGUAAACGUAGAGUGGUUUGAGAGUCUUGUGAAUAUGACUUGUAUCUCGCCGUUCUGGAGCCUGGCAGAGGGUGAGAUGCGUAACGACAGUAAGGAUUUCAUCUAUGGAAUUUUGGAUAUCCUGAAGGCACAUGGUGUUAUUGACGAGAAGAGGAUCAUCGGAGUGAAGAGGAAGCUUGGUCGAUAUAUCGGGCCUUUUGGUGCUUGA
Messenger RNA from Fusarium odoratissimum NRRL 54006, 465 nucleotides. RefSeq lists its product as uncharacterized. The transcript has a single exon. NCBI's taxonomy places the organism in Eukaryota, Fungi, Ascomycota, Sordariomycetes, Hypocreales, Nectriaceae. The coding region runs from base 1 to 465 and encodes 154 amino acids. The record is from RefSeq and is a predicted model, not a curated record.